Molecule: messenger RNA, 1081 nt
Organism: Seminavis robusta
Lineage: Eukaryota; Bacillariophyta; Bacillariophyceae; Naviculales; Naviculaceae
Source: the annotation of a GenBank genome assembly
UAGUACCGGUACGUAGCUAGCUACUAUCAUAGAAAGCGGAGGACCGAGUGAGACCACACGACACGACGAACGAUCACAUUUUCUUUUGAACACAUCGAAAAGAUCUUCGGUUCUUCUCAACAAAACUGGGGUUUUCAACAACCACAACUGAGAAGUCUCCGCUGCCGCAGCAUCAAGGAUCAUCCAGAUUGCUUGGUUCAUUCAGAGAGAGAAACUGCACUGCCAAAGCAACAUAACCAUGUCCACCACAGGAGCCAACAAGAAUUUGGACACCAUGUCCUAUCGUCAACUUCAGCUGGAAUGCCAGAGAGCAAAUCUCAGAGCAUCAGGCAAGGCUCAGGUUCUCCGAAAACGGCUCCGUCAAUCUAAGAAGGUUGAAGCAACUCAACCUCCCGCAAAGCGUCCCACGAAAUCCGCAGCCGAUGAUUUGAUCUGUCCCAUCAGUUUGGAGUUGCCAUGGGACCCUGUGACAGCUGAGGAUGGACGAGUCUAUGAGCGGGAAUGCAUUGAGGAGCAUAUCAAGAAGAAUCCAGGGAAUCUCACAUCCCCCAUCACCAGAGAAAAGAUGGGCACCAGAAUUUUUCCGGCCAUCCAGCAUCGAAACACCAUUGAGACUUUGAUCGAAUCUGGUGUCAUUGAUGGAGAUUUGGCUGCCAAGUGGAAUGAAAAGGUGGAACAGAAGAAGCAGAUGGAAGAGUUGUUGAAGAAAGCGGAAGCAGGUGAUGCAGAUGCUAUGUAUAGUGUAGGAGUGUAUUAUUUUGUUGGCAACGAUGGCUUCAAGCAAGAUGACAAAUUGGCCUUCCACUGGUACAAGCGAGCUCACGAGGCCAGGAACAUCAUGGGCACGGCAAUGCUGGCUGCCGGGGGGUCGGAUGUAGGAGCAUACAACUUGGGAUUUGGGUUUGCCAAGGGAGAGUAUGGCUUGAGUGCCACUAAAUCAGAGGCAAUCUACUGGUUGACAAAGGUCACUGGGAAAUGUCGUGUCGACCACUUAUCAGAUUCUUCAAAGAAGGCAGCUCGGAAAUUGCUUCAUGAACUCAUCACAGCCCCACCAGCAGCAGCGGUCACAUUUGAGUUUUGA